CAUACCCCUGUCUCAACCGAAGACAAAGCAAAGAAAUCGCGGUCGACCAGUUUCCAACAUCGAUUGUACCUUUUGAGCUUUACCCCUCGCGCCAUGUCCAUCGUCAACAUCACCAGUGUCUCCGUCCUUCAAAAUCCUGCAAAGUUUACAGACCCUUAUCGAUUCAAAAUCACAUUUGAAUGCAUCGCGCCACUCGAGGAUGAUAUUGAAUGGAAGCUGAUUUACGUGGGCUCAGCAGAAAGUACCGAUAAGGAUCAAGAGCUCGACACCUGCAUGGUCGGUCCAGUUCCAGUAGGCGUCAACAGUUUUGCAUUUGAGGCAGCAGCUCCAGAUCCUUCCCGUAUCCCUUCCCAGGAGCUCGUCGGCGUCACUGUAAUCCUCCUCACGGCCUCUUACAAAAACAAGGAAUUUGUUCGCGUCGGCUAUUAUGUCAAUACCGAGUAUGAUGACCCUCAACUGCGCGCACUCUACUCCGACUCGGAAGUGAUUAACGAGGAAAUGAUCAAAUCGCGUCCAAACCCACCUGUCAUCAGUAAACUGAUGCGUAAUGUCCUUGCUGAAAAACCCCGAGUCACCCGCUUCAAGAUCACCUGGGACGCGCCUGUUUUGCCUGCCUCGACUCCCAUCCUUCAAGCUGGGGUCGACACGGCUGAGGCACCUCUGGACAUGACAUCACAAUUAUCUGGAUCGGAGUACCUAGCAGCUGCUAACCCUUUCUCACCUAUCCCGGUAGAGCAUCAAGCUCCAGCCGUGGCUGUGCCUCUUAAUAAUGGCUUACCACAACAGCACAUCGUUCCCGAAAGCCUGUCAAUUCCUGCGGACACCCCAGCAAGUUGAUACUUGUUCACCCAUUCUGACAGGCGACCUUGCAUAGUCUGGCUAUACUGUACUUGACCUGAUCUAGGAUCCCAGGAACAUGAGAUGCUAAUCUUCACGAUCUAGGAAGGCAGCUAUUUUUUCCCCUUUAUCUUGUGUUUCGUUCAUUUUGAUACUGGGUUCACAUGAAGUCCUAUUUCUUGAUUGGAGUACGUUGCUAUGGAUUCAUCUGGGUUGUGCUGCAUUGUUUGUUUGCGUAUGGAAAUUGCUGCGUCCAUUUACUACAAGAGUAUGGUCAAGUUAUGGGGUACUUACAGCGACUUGUAUCUUUGAGCUCUAUUUCAAACCUAAAAAAUUGACGUUGUGUAAUUCUCAUGAGGUUU
This is a messenger RNA of Melampsora larici-populina 98AG31, 1199 nucleotides long. RefSeq lists its product as uncharacterized. Gene Ontology annotation, molecular function: histone binding. The transcript has 5 exons. The coding region runs from base 94 to 837 and encodes 247 amino acids. Gene Ontology annotation, cellular component: nucleus. NCBI's taxonomy places the organism in Eukaryota, Fungi, Basidiomycota, Pucciniomycetes, Pucciniales, Melampsoraceae. Gene Ontology annotation, biological process: DNA replication-dependent chromatin assembly. The record is from RefSeq and is a predicted model, not a curated record.